GAGACAAGAUUUAUACGUCUGCAAUUUUAGGCGCGAGAAAGUAUAGAGUGGACUAUCCAGUAUCCAACUAUCCACCAAUUCCUCUAUGAACCCAACUUCCUUCCUCCGUCGCCCCUGUUCUUCCACCUCCAUUUUCUCCUCUCCUCGUCUCUUCUCCUCCUCCUCCUCCUCUUCUCUCUCUCUCCUCAACAAUACCUCUGCAACUCUUCCCAACUUUAUUACUGAGAAACCCACCUCACAACAACUUCAUCAAUGGCAGAAAACCCCCGAUAGACCGUUCCUGAAAAGAGAACGUUUGUUUUCUCUUUUACAAUCUUCUUCUCUUUAUACCCAUUUCCUUCAACUUCAUGCCCAAUUCAUCCGUACCCAUUUCAUCCAACAUCCUCGUCUCUCUCUUAAAUUCCUUACUCGAGCUCUAAGAAUAUGUCCUCAUAAUAUUGAUUAUCUAUAUCGCAUUUUUACCCAGAUAUUAAUGCCUAAUCUUUCGCAUUAUAAUACCAUGAUUAGGGCAUUUUAUUGCUCUGAUUUUCCGAGUGAUGGGAUUAAAUUUUAUCGGAUGAUGAAUCAGGAAGGGGUUAUUUCGGAUCAUUUGACCUUGUCGUUUUGUCUUGAUUGUUGUACUAAAGAUUAUGCUUUGAUUGAGGGGAUGCAGAUUCAUGGUAGGAUUUUGGUUGAUGGGUAUGUGAGAGAUUGUGUUUUGAUGACUUCUUUGAUGCAUUUGUAUUCGCUUUGUGGGCGAUAUGGUGAUGCGUGUAAGGUGUUUGAUGAUAUGCCUCACAGAGAUACUGUUGCUUAUAAUGCGUUGAUUUCUUGUUUUAUGAAUAAUAAGAGGACUAGAGAUGCUCUGCCUGUGUUUGAAUCUAUGCAGACCCUGGGAAAUGAUUGUAGACCUGAUGAUGUUACUUGCUUGCUAUUGCUUCAGGCUUGUGGUGAUUUAGGCGCACUAGAUUUUGGUAGGAAUGUUGGGGAUUACAUGGAGAAACAUGGUUAUGGUGAACUGUUGUGGCUAAAUAAUGCUCUCCUUACUAUGUGUUCAAGAUGUGGGAGUGUGGAUGAAGCAUAUCGAAUUUUUGAGAGAAUGCCUGCCAAGGACAUGGUCUCGUGGACUGCGAUGAUAUUAGCUUUUGGGGUGAAUGGAUAUGGGAAGCGUGCCAUUGAAAUGUUUUGGGAAAUGCAUAGAAUGGGGAUCUCUCCUGAUGAUAAGGCUAUUACAGCGGUUUUAGUAGCCUGCAGUCACAGUGGAUCUUUUGAUGAGGGUUUAUUAUUUUUUGAGAAGAUGACUCAGGAGUUUGGGAUACUGCCAAAUAUCCAUCACUAUGGGUGUGUGGCUGACAUAUUAGGACGUGUUGGUUCACUUAAUCAAGCAUAUGAUCUUAUUAUGUCAAUGGAAGCAAAGUCGGAUGUGAAAAUUUGGAGGACCUUGCUCACAGCUUGCAGAAUACAUAAGAAUUUUGGUCUUGCAGAGAGGGUGAUUGAACAUAUAGUGGAACUUAAGGCGCAAGAGGCAGGGGAUUAUCUUCUGUUGUUGAAUACUUAUUCUUCAAAUGGCAGAUGGGAUAAAGUGAAAGAUCUGAGGAAAUUCAUGAAAGAAAAAGGAAUCUUAACAAUCCGUGGCUUUAGUACAAUUGAACUAAAAGGAAUGGUGCAUGAAUUUGUUGCCGACAAUGUCUCGCAUCCACGCAAAAAUGAGAUAUAUAAAAUGCUCAGUGAAAUCUUGCAACAGCUGAAGAUUGCUGGAUAUGUGCCUGAAGCAUCAUCAGAAUUACAUGACAUAUAUGUAACAGAAAAGGAAACUGGUGUUUCUUAUCAUAGUGAAAAACUAGCCAUGGCUUUUGGGGUCCUGUCCACCCCGCCUACCACAACAAUUAGAGUGGCCAAUAAUGUUCGGAUUUGUGGUGAUUGCCAUAACUUUGCCAAGUUUCUUUCUUCUGUUUAUAAUAGGAAAGUAAUAAUCCGUGAUCGAAAUAGGAUUCAUCAUUUUCGAGAAGGAAAAUGCUCCUGUGAUGACUGCUGGUAGUUGUUGGGAAUGUUCAAAUGUUAAUUUUAUAGCUGAUUAUAAGUUCGACCAGUUUUAAUGACUUAGAGCUGCUUGGUUGGCACCCUUUGGACCAAGGAAGGAAAAAGCAUGGUCUAUCCCUUCUUUUGAUACCUGGUUGGUAUCUGAUUAUCUGGCGAGGCUUCUGCUUCGGAUUGAAUUUAGUUGUCUGUGGACAAGGCAUGCUACAGAUAGAAGGUUAGGCCAAAGAUUGACAUGGAAUACCAAGAGUGCAAGGUUCUUAAGUGUAUCUAUAUGAGCUUCAGGUGUUCCUUAAUUUUUUUGAAUUCGAGAGCUCCACAAAUCAAAUUGAUAUUGAAGCUGUAUGAUAACACAAAAGGUGUAUGAAAUUUAUAAUUUACUUCGUGAAUCAGUUAAAAACCUUGAAGUCCAAUAUCUUGAUGAUGAUACUUUGAACACCCAGCAAGCUGCUUCAGUUUUGGAAACUGCAACUUAAGAGCUGAGCUACUGAGUACUACUUUACUAGUGUAUAAUGUUUCAGAUUACAGCCAACAUAGUGAAAGAAACAAAUUUCUUCUGCAGAUGUAUACAGUUUAGGCUUAGCUGUGUUAUUUCUUGGACUAUUUGUCAAUCAAGUCUAGUAUACUUUUUUU
Messenger RNA from Beta vulgaris subsp. vulgaris (sugar beet), 2649 nucleotides. Its product is annotated as pentatricopeptide repeat-containing protein At3g47530. Gene Ontology annotation, molecular function: RNA binding; protein binding; zinc ion binding. Gene Ontology annotation, biological process: RNA modification. The record is from RefSeq and is a predicted model, not a curated record. The transcript has a single exon. NCBI's taxonomy places the organism in Eukaryota, Viridiplantae, Streptophyta, Magnoliopsida, Caryophyllales, Amaranthaceae. Bases 86 to 2017 code for a protein of 643 amino acids.